UAUUAAUAUGGCAUUGAAAUGACCCAUAGAAAUACUUUUGUUCAGAAAAAAAAAAUAAAAAUCAGAUUCUCUUUAUUGAUGCAGCAACACCUUUUUACUGAUAAGCUGUUAUAAUUUUUGUAGAACAUGGUUGUGAAAAAUAUGCACAGACCCUUUGCUUUACUGUUGUUGGAUGUUGCUAUCCUGUGCAGGGUUGCAGUGGCAACUACCAGACCAAAUAUUAUUCUCAUUGUUGCUGAUGAUUUGGGUUACGAUGAUGUGAGCUUUCAUGGAUCCGCCCAAAUCCCAACCCCCAACAUAGACAGUCUAGCCUAUGGAGGGAUCAUUCUCAACAACUACUAUGUGUCCCCUAUUUGUACCCCAACUCGUGGGGCCCUCAUGACAGGCAGACAUCCUAUACAGACAGGUCUCCAGUCUGGAGUGAUAGCGGCCUCUCAGCCCUAUGGACUGCCACUGAAUGAGACCAUCAUGCCUCAGUUCUUCCAGAAACUAGGCUACAGGAGACAUAUGGUGGGCAAGUGGCACCUUGGAUUCCACAAGAAGGAGUUUACCCCAAUGUACAGAGGCUUCGAGACUCACUAUGGAUAUUAUCUGGGCUGUGGAGAUUACUAUGAUCACACCUCGGAAGCCAAUGAGGAAUAUUUUGGGUUUGACUUUGUGAGGAACACUACCGUGGACUUUACAGGAAUUGGCCAGUACUCAACAGAACUGUUUAGACAAGAAGCCAACACUAUCAUACAGAAACAUAACACAUCAGAGCCCUUGUUUCUGUACCUGCCUUUCCAAGCUGUUCACAGUGGCAACCUUCCUAGUGGAAAGAGUCUUCAGGCACCAACAAAAUACAUCAAAAGAUUCCCUCAUAUAAAAAAUACAGAGAGAAAGACAUAUGCAGCAAUGGUGUCUGCUCUAGAUGAUGCUGUUGGAUCAAUUGUGCAAACACUGAAAGACAAAAAUAUGUAUUGCAAUUCUAUAAUUGUCUUUACAACAGACAAUGGGGGACCUGCUAAUGGAUUUGGUGGCAAUGCUGCCAGCAAUUUUCCUCUGAGAGGAGUUAAAGAUACACUGUGGGAAGGAGGAGUUCGAGGAGUUGCCUUCAUUUCCAGUCCUUUACUCCAGACCAAAGGCUACGUAUCCAAUCAGAUGAUCCACGUCACAGACUGGCUACCUACCCUCUACACAGCUGCUGGUGGUAAGGCAUCAGAUCUUUACAAUCUGUAUGGCAUUGAUCAGUGGGGGGUGCUGCAGACCAAUGGCAAGCCGGUCAGGACUGAAAUUCUCCACAACAUUGACCCAAUGGACAAAACUGAAGCUAUCAGAGUUGGAGAUUACAAACUAUUACACGGACCUGUUACUGGAUAUUGGGAUGGCUGGUAUCCCCCAUAUCAACUGUCUGAAAAAUCGAGUUAUGACAAAAUGCAGAUGAGUGCAUAUAAACACACCAACAGGAGUGAACGAGGUAUUUUACAGGAAACUUGCAAACCAGUGACAAUUCAAUGCGGUCCUAAGCCUGCCAAUGCCAGCACAAAUUGUCAAGCCAAUAAAGUGCCAUGUUUGUACCAUAUUCCAUCGGAUCCUUGCGAGUACAAUAACAUAGCAAGCAGUCAUAUGGAUAUUGUAACAAAACUGUUGGCUAAAAUUUUGAAGUACAAGAGCACUAUGAUGGUACCCCCUGGAAAUAAACCAAUUGACCCAGCUGGAAAUCCACGAGUCAAUGGAGGCAUAUGGAGGCCAUGGCUGGACUAACUGACAGGCAUGCCAACUUAAGAGGGUUUUUUUUAGCAUAGAUAUAUUUUUGUUC
Magallana angulata is the source of this 1798-nucleotide messenger RNA. RefSeq names its product arylsulfatase J-like. The coding region runs from base 127 to 1743 and encodes 538 amino acids. The transcript is spliced from 8 exons. Lineage: Eukaryota; Metazoa; Mollusca; Bivalvia; Ostreida; Ostreidae. The record is from RefSeq and is a predicted model, not a curated record.